Dromiciops gliroides (monito del monte) is the source of this 515-nucleotide messenger RNA. RefSeq names its product cytochrome c oxidase subunit 6A1, mitochondrial-like. The transcript has a single exon. Gene Ontology annotation, molecular function: enzyme regulator activity. Gene Ontology annotation, biological process: mitochondrial electron transport, cytochrome c to oxygen. Lineage: Eukaryota; Metazoa; Chordata; Mammalia; Microbiotheria; Microbiotheriidae. Gene Ontology annotation, cellular component: mitochondrial inner membrane. The coding region runs from base 1 to 333 and encodes 110 amino acids. The record is from RefSeq and is a predicted model, not a curated record.
AUGACUGUAACAGAGAGCGGUCAGCUGCUGUUGCUGCUGGGCCAGGUCUGGGCCCUGGCCCCGGCACGGCGAUUGCUGUCCAGCAGCAUCCACAGAAAGGAGGGCAUGGGCUGCCUGUGGAAGUUGCUGACCUUCUUUGUUGUGCUCCACAGGGUGGCAGUCAGCAUGCUGAACGCCUAUCUGAAGUCGCAGAAGCAUCAUGAACUUCCCGAAUUUGUCCCUUACCCACAACUCUGCAUCUGGACCAAGCCCUUUCCAUGGGGAGAUGGAAACCAUACUCUGUUUCAUAACCAUCAUAUCAAUCCUCUCCCAACCAGUUAUGAGGAUGAGUAAAGAAAACUUGGACCAUACUAAUCAAGCACUGGGGGACCACAACAGCUGAUAGACCAUCCUUUCCUCCGUAUGUGGAUCAGAAAAUUAUAUGAGACCUUAAGCUAACUUCCAUUACACAGUAACAAAUAUGCUGACCUUUUAUCAUUUUGCUUGUGGUUGAGAAGCCUUAAAUAAAUUAUUCU